CUCACAGGCUGCGUUAAACCUGAGACCCACAGAUGCUGAUGCACGUCUGGGCAGAAACCAACACUCAGCACACACCUCAAACUAACACCAUGAGCAUGAACUACGCGUCUGCGGCGCCCACGCAGAGGUCCACGUCGUUUUUCAUAGAGGACAUCUUGCUGCACAAACCCAAGCCGCUCAGAGAGGUCAUCCCCUCGCCGUUCUGCAGCUCCCUGGCCUCCCGGAUGCCCAUCCUGGAGUAUGGAUAUCCGCUGAUGCCCACCCCGAUACUGGCGCCACAUCCGCACCAUCCCCUGCACAAGCCGGAGCACCAGUACUUCUUCACUUCUGGGAUGCAGAUGCCGGCCUUGUUCCAGCACCACGCAGAGUUACCAGGGAAGCACUGCAGGCGCAGGAAGGCCCGGACGGUUUUCUCCGACUCACAGCUGUCCGGCCUGGAGAAGAGGUUCGAAAUCCAGCGGUACCUGUCCACACCAGAGAGAGUGGAGCUGGCCACUGCGCUCAGCCUGUCCGAGACACAGGUGAAAACGUGGUUCCAGAACCGGCGCAUGAAGCACAAGAAGCAGCUGAGGAAGGCGCAGGACGAGCGGAAGCCUCCCGGGGAGACGGAGCGCUCCGCGGAGAACUCGAGCGAGAGCGACGUGAACAAAAAGAGCGCAGAGGAGCUCAAACACGGACUGGAGCCGGACUACGUGCUGGAGAACGACGACGAAGACGACGUGGACAUCGAGGACGACGUUUGCUCCCCGGAUCAUCUACUAUAGUAGGCUGCGGUUUGUCCCACAGGCAGCGACUAACACUGUACAUUAACUGUACAUAACACACAUGUUUUAACAUGGAGCGAUGUGUGUGUGUGUGUG
Messenger RNA from Paralichthys olivaceus (Japanese flounder), 860 nucleotides. It is a transcript of the gene bsx, whose product is annotated as brain-specific homeobox. Gene Ontology annotation, biological process: regulation of DNA-templated transcription. Gene Ontology annotation, molecular function: DNA binding; DNA-binding transcription factor activity, RNA polymerase II-specific. The record is from RefSeq and is a predicted model, not a curated record. Lineage: Eukaryota; Metazoa; Chordata; Actinopteri; Pleuronectiformes; Paralichthyidae.